UGGUCCAAUAAUUAUGUCUCAGAUUGAGAAUGAGUAUGGACCUGUGGAAUGGGAGAUUGGUGCUCCUGGAAAGGCUUACACAAGUUGGGCUGCUCAAAUGGCGGUAGGUCUAGACACCGGCGUACCUUGGGAUAUGUGCAAGCAAGAAGACGCCCCUGAUCCCGUUAUUGACACUUGCAAUGGAUAUUAUUGUGAAAACUUCACUCCCAAUGAGAACAAUAAACCCAAAAUGUGGACCGAGAAUUGGUCCGGAUGGUACACUGAUUUUGGUAGCGGUAUAUCUCAUAGACCGAUCAAAGAUUUGGCAUACUCAGUUGCAAGAUUCAUACAAAAUCGCGGCUCCUUUGUUAACUACUACAUGUAUCAUGGAGGGACUAAUUUUGGUCGAACAUCGAGUGGUCUUUUCAUUGCAACAAGCUAUGAUUAUGAUGCUCCUAUUGACGAAUAUGGACUUGUGAAUGAACCAAAAUGGGGACAUUUGAGAGACUUGCAUAAGGCAAUAAAACAGUGUGAGCCAGCUUUGAUUGCUGUGGAUCCUACGGUCACAUAUUUCGGGAAAAACCUCGAGGAACAUGUGUACUACAUAAGUAGUAGUGUUUGUGUUGCAUUUCUUGCAAAUUAUGACACGAAAUCGGCUGCAACGGUUACGUUUGGAAAUAGCCAUCAUGACCUUCCACCUUGGUCUGUCAGCAUUCUUCCUGAUUGCAAAACCGAAGUUUUCAACACUGCAAAGGUUGGUGUGCAAAGCAUCAUAAAAACGAUGACUCCGACAAACAUUACAUUUGAUUGGCAAUCAUAUACCGAAGAUCCCGCCUUCUCUAGUGAAGACGAUUCUGUCACAGCAGAAGCACUUUGGGAGCAGAUCAACGUUACUCGCGAUUCUUCAGAUUAUUUGUGGUAUUUGACAGAUGUCAACAUUAGUCCUAAUGAAAGUUUUAUAAAGAACGGUCCGUCUCCUAUUCUGACCGCAAACUCAGCAGGUCAUGUUCUACAUGUUUUUGUUAAUGGACAACUUUCAGGAACUGUAUAUGGAGGAUUGGAUAAUCCUAAGUUAACAUUUAGUGAAAGUGUGAACCUAAAAGUUGGCAAUAACAAGAUUUCUUUACUUAGUGUUGCCGUCGGUCUUCCGAACGUUGGCUUGCACUUUGAAACAUGGAAUGUUGGAGUGUUAGGACUUGUAACAUUGAAGGUCUAA
Molecule: messenger RNA, 1195 nt
Organism: Lathyrus oleraceus (garden pea)
Lineage: Eukaryota; Viridiplantae; Streptophyta; Magnoliopsida; Fabales; Fabaceae
Product: beta-galactosidase
Exons: 11
Coding region: 14-1195 (393 amino acids)
Biological process (GO): carbohydrate metabolic process
Molecular function (GO): hydrolase activity, hydrolyzing O-glycosyl compounds
Source: RefSeq, a predicted model, not a curated record